Molecule: messenger RNA, 2998 nt
Organism: Impatiens glandulifera
Lineage: Eukaryota; Viridiplantae; Streptophyta; Magnoliopsida; Ericales; Balsaminaceae
Exons: 8
Coding region: 202-2658 (818 amino acids)
Molecular function (GO): chromatin binding
Source: RefSeq, a predicted model, not a curated record
GCUUUCUCUCAAUCUCUCUUUCUUUCUCUCUCUCUCCUCUAUUUCUUUCUUUCUUUCUUACAAGUGAAGGACUCGCCAUAUUUAUCCCACUCAAUCAAAAACUCAAUUUACAAGGACAAACCAAAGCUCUCUUUCUCUUCAAUUACCCGCCAAAAGGAUUCCCAAAACCCCAUCUUUUUUAUGGAGUUUGUUCGGUGACAUAUGGAUACGGACAGGGAAACUAGAUCUAUUGAUUCUCUCGAGGUUAGAUCGGGGGAAAAACGAUCUGGGGAUGGGGAAUUGGAAUGUCCUUUGCCGAAGAAGGCUAGGAAUGGACAAGUCUUGGUUGGGAGUGUGAAUAAGGUGGCGGAGAUGGCUUUGGUGUUGGCUGCUUUGGCGGAAAUGAGAGCUGGGAGAAGUCCUACUGCGGUUGAGAGACGGAUGAUGAUGGAUGCUAGGGAGAGAUUAGCUAGGGUUUGUGAAUGUUUUGCUCCUAAGGAUGUAUUUCCUAGAGAGGCUUUUGGGUCUAUUAUUGAUGAUUUGGGACUUAAUGAAUUGAAGGAACAGAAAUUAGGGUUUCGUCCUCCUAAGAUGACCAUUUCUGAGAAGUUGCUGUUCACGAAACAAAAGAUGGAAAAAACUGAAGAAUUUUCUGUCCAUUCAGCUGUUCCUUCAUCUCAGCAGUCACAUUUGGCUAUGGCAACUGAAGGGCGCACCCCAAUGAAUAUCACUAGAAUUUCAUCGUCUGACAAACCAGUUCAUGCACAAGUUUCUUCAGGUGCAAUCCAGCCUGCCAAGCCUGUAGCUUCUCCGUAUCAGGUGUCAGCGAGUGAAGUUAGAGCUUCCGUGGUUUCUGGUGGAUUACCUGCUAGUCUUGUAGGAAAGGAUUCUCCAACAUCUUUUCUGCCUAGGGCAGACAAGCCGCAUCUCAGAUCAGACACAAGAUCAAAUGGGCCAUCUUAUACAUCACCGGUUCAGGCUUCUGUUCCUGGAGGCAAAAUGAUGGCAAAACCUCAAGACUGGUCUCGCCAAACUGGACCAGAUAGCAGGUUGCUGCAGCAACCUUUUCCUAAGGCACAUGGAAAUAUUAAACUGGAAGGAAAUAUUAGUUUUGAUGGCUCAAGGAUAACUUAUCAAUCUAUGUCAUCUAAACCAGUGAACACACAAGUGCCAUCUUCUUCUCUUCCAGUAAUGCGUCAAAGUGUGCAAAUGGUUCAACCUCCAUUGCUUAACAACAAUCACAUUGAGAUUGGAAAACUUGUCCACAAGCUGCUACAACCAAAAACGGGGCACCCUGCAUGGACUCCUCCAUCAAGGGAUUAUAUGAAUAAGGCUAUCACUUGCGAUGUAUGCAAGAUUACCAUUAAUGAUUUGGAUAAUGUCCUUGUUUGUGAUUCCUGCGAGAAGGGAUACCAUCUAAAAUGUCUUCAGUCUCACAACCAGAAGGUAAUUCCAAGAGGAGAGUGGCAUUGUUUUCAGUGUUUAUCAUUAAGCAAUGGAAAACCCUUGCCCCCUAAAUAUGGUCGUGUGACAAGAAAUAUGAGCACACACAAAGCACCUUCAAACAGCACGGAUAGUCAUCCAUCUGCUGAGAAGAAAGCAGAGAUAUUCGGGGUGCUUAAGCAGAAGAAUGUAAUAGCAAAUGGCACUGCCGGUAUACAAAGUUCAUCUGCUGACAGCAUAAAUCAGGAAAAUAAUCAGCUUACUUCUACUGCAGAGAUUCCAAAUGUUGGAGAAAUGCGAGCAGAUGAUACCGUUUCUAGCAAAGACGGUACAUUUGACAAGUGUCGUAUAGAAACAUAUUCUAUUGUCACUAUCAGGCAACCACAACUGAAACCUGAUCUGGCUCCUGCUGCCACUAGCUUGUCCAAUGAGAAUUCAAUCAAAAGGAAACAAAUUACUGAAUUGAAUGGAAAGCCACAGGCAGAACCAUCAGAAAAAAUGGACAAGAUGUCAAGUCAAUCACAAACAUCAAGUGAUUCCAACAAUAUGGAUAAUAAUCAGCUCUCUUCUUGUGAUGGCAUUCCACUAAAUGAAUCACAUGACAACAAUAGGGUCAGUGAUUCUGGGAAAUGUAACGGUGGCGGAACUUUUGGUAAAACAUUGAACCAUGCUAUAAAGCUAAAUCCAGAUAGAGUUGCACAAGUUCCCAACACUGUUAAUACAAAUGCGCAUACAGACCUGAGUGAUAAGUCAAACUCAGAUGGUUCUUUGGAUAUUACUUGGAUAGGUAACAUUCUCGAAGUUGUGGAUGAUCAGAAUUACUAUCAGUCAUGUUGUAUCAAUGGGACUGUGUAUAGAUUACACCAAUAUGCUCUUUUUCCUUCUGCAAAAGGAAAAUUGAUGCCUUCUAAGAUUCAGGCUAUGUGGGAGGACAUAAAAACUGGAUUGAAGUGGGUUAAUGUCAAUCUAUGUUAUUUUCCUGAUGAAUUGCCCGAGACAAUUGGUCGCCCAUGCUCUCGCGAAAGUAAUGAGGUCUUUGAGUCCAAUCAUGGUCAGAAUAUAAUGGCCAGUUUGCUUAGAGGCCCUUGUGAAGUUCUUCCUCCUGGAAGAUUUAAUGAAGAGAAUGAAAGAAGAUCUAGGUCAGGGACUGGUACAACUUAUAGACUGCAGCCUAUUUUUCUCUGCAAGUGGUUUUUCGAUGAAAAGAAAGGUGUAUUUAGAGAUGUGUUGACAUAGGUCCGAAAAUAUGUUAGUUUGUUUCAGGCUUCUUAUUCAGUCUCUUCUUGAAGCAGGCCAGGCAAAUCUAAUUCCUUCAAUGAGGUAGGUUAUAAAGAAUGAUGUGAUUUGAUUUAUGAAAACUGGCGGGGUAGUAGUUGCUGAUGAACACUCCAUUUGUACAAUAAUAAUAAUAAUAAUAGUAUGUAGAAUGAAUUUAGCCUUAGUUUGUAUGGAUUUUCUAUAGUUUUAGUGACAUAAACUUUUUUUAUUUAUUUUUCCUUAAAAUAUUUGUAUUAGAUAUUGGAAGUGUAAGGUUCAAGAAAUAUUGUUCUGACAUACCAAGAAUGUAAUUUUUUUU